GGUAUUUAGGGUUUUUGACUGACGUUUGCAGCGACUACUACCGAUUCAAGGCUGCCCUAGCAACCCGCUGGAUGAGCCAACCAUAGCGGCGCAAGGCUUGACCCUCUGCGGCUACUGGAGACAUGCCUGCUUGGAGAGAGGAAACGACAGACAUCCGAGAGAGCUGCGGAACAGCGUGGCUGGCGACCCAAAAGCAGGACUAUAAAAAAAAUGACACUUCUGGUACUUUAACGGCACGGUAGCGUGAAUGAAGGAUUUAUGGAAAGAAGAUUUGAGCACAGGAACAGGUUCGGCGUGAGCGGCAAGCUUUGAUGUUACAGUGGAUUACACUGUAGAUGUAGGCUCAUUUUUAUACAUUUUUAAUUACAUUGUGUUGUCACUUUCGGUGACCAAAUUGACACUUGUAGCUUUCAUUCAAGCUUCUAUUUUGGAGACUUUGUGAGUUACCAGAUAUUAUUUUUGAAUCGUAAUAUAAACAGUCGAAGAACACCACAUUAAAUUUGACUCUCUUUUUUGCUCCUUUGAUUCGUGCGUCACACAGCUCAAAUCUCCAGUUGGAGGAAAAACGGAAGAAGUGAUCGAACAGUCGUGUACACGGUGUUCCAUGAUGGAACAUAAUCAUUCUUCACCGUGAGGAUGAACCACAGAACCAGCCCCGCCAAGGCUUACGAUUUUCUGCUCAAGUUUCUCCUGGUCGGGGACAGCGAUGUGGGAAAGGGGGAGAUACUUGCGAGCCUCGAGGACGGAGCCAGCGAGUCUCCAUAUGGCUACAACAUGGGAAUCGACUACAAGACGACUACGAUACUCCUAGAUGGAAGAAGAGUCAAGCUGCAGCUCUGGGACACAUCUGGCCAGGGGCGCUUCUGCACCAUCUUCCGCUCCUACUCCAGAGGAGCACAGGGUGUGAUCUUGGUCUAUGACAUCACCAACCGAUGGUCCUUUGAUGGUAUUGACAGAUGGAUAAAGGAGAUAGAUGAGCAUGCACCAGGAGUUCCCAAGAUCCUGGUGGGUAACCGGUUACACCUGGCCUACAAGCGUCAGGUGACCACGGAGCAGGCCCAGCUGUACGCUGAGAGGUUAGGGGUAACCUUCUUCGAGGUCAGCCCGCUGUGCAACUUCAACAUCACGGAGUCCUUCACAGAGCUGGCCAGGAUUGUCCUGAUGAGGCACGGUAUGGAGAGACUCUGGAGACCCAACAAAGUGUUGAGUCUCCAGGACCUGUGCUGUCGUUCCAUCGUGUCUUGCACCCCUGUCCACCUGGUUGACAAGCUUCCUCUCCCCCUGGCCCUCAAGUCCCACCUCAAGUCUUUCUCCAUGGCCAACGGCCUCAAUGCCCGCAUGAUGCACGGAAGUUCCUACUCUGUCACCACCACCAACACCACCCACAUCGCCACCAAGAGGACCGGAGGCCAGCUGCUGAAAAAUAAAAAAUGUAUCCGCCCUCAGCAGCUCAGCCCGGCGGCCGCACAGAGCUGCACCGGCAACAGCUGCAAGAUCUCCUAGCAACCGGCUCGAAACAGGAAUAGGAAGUCCUUGGGACAGUAUGUUGUUAUCACAGGAACAGGAAAUUGGUGUUGCUCACUACUGCAGCUCAUCUAGGCUCACCAAGAGCCAGCCACAUGAGCUUCAAGGGUGUUUUCAAUGAGGGGUGACCCCUCACAGCCCCCCAUAACCCCACAGACCAGGAAGUUGUCACAGGGACUGGAUGUUCUAGGCCUCCAGACCCACAAGAGUCCCACCUGAGCUCCAUGGUGGAACGAAGAUGUGGAAUGAACCUGCCAAGUUCAGAGGCUGUGGAUUGACACUACUGGUCACUAGCAUUGGACCCAAAAGGAAGUUUUGACAACCGAUCAUGUCUGAGCCAUAUGACUGUAUAGUGCGUAAUAUGAUUCCAUGAAUACAGUAUGUCAACAUAUGAACUGUUCAACUGUAUAGUACUAUGUGUACACUAUUUGUGGAUGAUCUGUGGUUAUUUUUGCUCUGUUGCCUCACCCAAUGACACAAAGCAUUCAAAUGAGUUUCACACCUGUGGUCUAAUUUCACAAUGAAAGAAAAGUGGACUGGUAUUAUAAGUGGUAUACUAUAUCGUUGCCUUUUAAACAAAAUGCUGGACAUAGCCUUUUUAAGACCUGGCUACUGGUUUUACACACCGUUACUUUUUACAGUAAAAUACUAUUUUUGCCGACGUCGUCUGGAAUUUCAAGUCGGCAAUUCUUUGGAGAAACCAUUUGUAUAAUGAAUUUGUAUGAUAUGUACAGUUAUGACAAUGUUGUUUGAUACUGUUUGUUUGAUGUUGGGUUUGUAGGUGUUUCACAGUGACACAGAUGAUGCUAUUAAGCAAUAAGGCCCUAGGGGGUGUGGUAUAUGGCCAAUAUACCACGGCUAAGGGCUGUUUUUAGGCACGAUGCAAUCCGGCCGUAUAUCACCAACCCCCAAGGUGCCUUACUGCAAUUAUAAACUGUUUACCAAUGUAAUUAGAGCAGUAAAAGUACAUGUUUUAUCAUACUUGUGGUAUACGUUCUAUAAUAAACUGGGUGGUUCGAGCCCUGAAUGCUGAUUGGCUGAAAGCUGUGGUAUAUCAGACCGUAUACCCCGGGUAUGACAGAACAUGUAUUUUUACUGCUCUAAUCACGUUGGUAACCAGUUUAUAAUAGCAAUAAGUCACCUCGGGGGGUUUGUGAAAUAUGGCCAAUAUACCACUGAUAAGGGCUGUGUCCAGACACUCCGCGUUGUCUUGCGUAAGAACUGCCCUUAGCCGUGGUAUAUUGGUCAUAUAACACACCUCCUCGGGCCUUAUUGCUUAAAUAUACCGCAACUUUCAGCCAAUCAGCAUUCAGGGCUGGAACCAGCCAGUUUAUAAUUUCAGAUAGAUAGUGACAACACCAAAGACACAGCAGACGUAGUGAGGACGUCACUGAAUGAACAAGCUGUUUUGUACAGUAAAUAUUACCACUACAAUAAAUUUCACAAACAGGAAGUGU
Oncorhynchus mykiss (rainbow trout) is the source of this 2981-nucleotide messenger RNA. Its product is annotated as ras-related protein Rab-40B. Gene Ontology annotation, biological process: intracellular signal transduction. NCBI's taxonomy places the organism in Eukaryota, Metazoa, Chordata, Actinopteri, Salmoniformes, Salmonidae. Gene Ontology annotation, molecular function: GTP binding; GTPase activity. The record is from RefSeq and is a predicted model, not a curated record.